This is a messenger RNA of Oncorhynchus keta (chum salmon), 3617 nucleotides long. Its product is annotated as phospholipid phosphatase-related protein type 5. Gene Ontology annotation, biological process: signal transduction; phospholipid metabolic process; phospholipid dephosphorylation. The transcript has 6 exons. Gene Ontology annotation, molecular function: phosphatidate phosphatase activity. The coding region runs from base 474 to 1430 and encodes 318 amino acids. The record is from RefSeq and is a predicted model, not a curated record. Lineage: Eukaryota; Metazoa; Chordata; Actinopteri; Salmoniformes; Salmonidae.
AAGGGCACUAAAGCUGACGCACGACUCUGACUGCGGUGAAGAUGACUUGGAGGCGAAUCUAAAGCUCCAACAAGUUGCUCAGAGUCAUUCACUGCGGGUGCUGAAAGGAGAGAUGAAAAGCAGCAACGAGCGUGCGUUGUCACUCCUCUUUCCAUCAUUUGCUGCCCACGGUGAAUAGCGGCGCGGCUGCUGCUGCGCACAAACACAGAGACCCACGCGUGCGCUCCCUCCAAUCCACACGUUUUCAGCUCUAUCUCGUUCAUUCCGGUUCCAGUGACCAACCGGCGGUGACAGAACACAGCUCUGUGAACAUCACCAUUCAGCAAUGCCUUAUAACGAGCAUUAGUGGCAGUAGGAGAAAUGUGUGGCUGACAGGUGCUAUGGUCAAGCUGCUGCGCUAGGCUAGGGGCGAAGAAAGCGGAAUGAAAACAGAGGUGGCGGGGCUUUCUCUCCUCAGUCAAGUGGAUUGUUAAAUGUUCCUUUCUCUUCCUUUGACGAACAUGCUUUAUUUUCAGCUGGUGAUCAUGGCGGGGACGGUCAUGCUGGCAUACUACUUCGAGUACACGGACACGUUUAACGUGCACGUCCAAGGGUUCUUCUGCUAUGACAAUGCCUACGCGAAGCCGUACCUCGGACCGGAGGAGUCCAGCGCGAUCCCUCCCGCUCUACUGUAUGCGCUCGUGGCAGGGGUCCCAACACUUGUGAUCAUGAUCUCAGAGACCGUCCUGUUCUUGAUACAAUACUCGUCCAAAGAGCUGGACAGUCAGGAGAAGACCAUGCUGACAGGAGACUGCUGCUACCUCAACCCUCUGGUGCGCAGGACCUUUCGCUUUCUGGGAGUGUACACGUUCGGGCUGUUCACUGUGGACAUCUUUGUAAACGCGGGCCAGGUGGUGACGGGCAACCUGUCCCCCCACUUCCUGACGGUGUGUAAGCCCAACUUCACGGCCCUGGGCUGCCAGCACGCCCUCCGCUACAUCAGCCACCAAGAGGCCUGUACCGGGAACCAGGAGGAUAUCCUGCGUGCACGUAAAACCUUCCCCUCCAAAGAGGCUGCUCUCAGCGUCUACGCAGCUCUCUAUCUUGCGAGUUACAUCACGUGCACGGUGAAAGCCAAAGGGACGCGGCUAGCCAAGCCUGUGCUGUCCCUGGGUCUGAUGUGUCUGGCCUUCCUCACAGGACUCAACAGAGUGGCUGAGUAUCGGAACCACUGGUCUGAUGUCAUCGCUGGCUUCAUCAUAGGACUGGCCAUCGCUACCUUCCUGGUAGUGUGUGUGGUGCAUAACUUCAAAGGCAAGCUGUUGCUCAGUGAAGACCCCCCGCAGGACAACAUGCCUAGUGCUCCCAUGAUGAACAUGUCCAGAGUGGAGAGCCCACUGGAGAAGUACAUCGCCUCGCAGAAUCACAUCACCUUCGCUGAAGUCACAUGACGUUGAAUCGUCCGUUUUGCAAACCCAUUGGACAUCAACGCUCUUCACCGUCCAAUCAAAAAUGUAAUAGUCGGGGUGCAACGCUAACUCAUUAUGUACGGCUACUGUAUAAGGUCUGUCUGUGUUGUUGUCUUGUCAGUCCCUGUAUCAUAUCCUAUGCCGCAGUCAUGUAAAAACUCCUCAAUAGCUUGAUGGGAAGCUCUUUGCUGUGUUUCUCCAUGUGUUUACUGCAUUUAUUUCAUCUAUUUUUGGACUUAAUCCCUAAAUGAGGAAAAUUGACCUGAUUCAACUUGAAUUAACUCGACUUGUCAUUAUAAGCAGAAAUGCUGACACGCUGUGAUCCAGAUGCCACUUUAUACUGUAGAAGAGAGGACUUCAUCAUGGAAGUGACUGAUAACUUUUUUCCACAAUGUUGGUCAGAUAUGUUCUUAUUCAUUCUGCCAUCGCUUCAUGUAAAUUAUAUUUCAUCAUUGGACUCUAUUUUGUGUACAAUAAGCAUUGUUACAUUAUCAGUAUCCUAAAUAAUGGGAAGCUAGGGAGCAUUAUUUUUCUCAAAUGUAGCCUACUGUAUGUUGUGUUGAAUUUGUAGAUUUGUAGAUUGAAAAAUGUCCCUGUUGCCACAUACAGGGACAUAUAUUUCAACCCCAGACUAUGAGAAAUGCAAACCAAUGAUGUUGGUUAGACUUUGAUUCAUGUUGCUUCAUUUUUAUUCAUGUCGCUUGACUUUUAUUCACGUCGCUUCAUGUGGCAGUUCCUAAAGCUGAUACGCCAUCACUUGGAGCUCGAAGAGGGGUUGGUUGUCAUCUGUGUGUCAGCGUGCCUCCUCUCUCUCUCUCUCUCUCUCUCUCUCUCUCUCUCUCUCUCUCUCUCUCUCUCCUUCUCUCUCUCUCUCUCUCUCUCUCUCUCUCUCUCUCUCUCUCUCUCUCUCUCUCUCUCUCUCUCUCUCUCUCUCUCUCUCUCUCUCUCUCUCUCUCUCUCUCUAUUCAGCUCUCUCUCUGGUGUGGAAGGGAUACAGUGAAUGGAGCACAAUGUCGCUAAUCGUUUAGUAAUUACUUUAAGUCUAUUGUUGAUACAUAUGAACGCAUGUGACAGGGAACUGUGUCACUGUCUCACAGGCCAAUAUUGAGAUUUGUUGUGUUAUGGUGAAACGUCAUUGUCUUACUAUGAUUCUCUCAGAUAUUCAUGUAUGUAACUGAGGUUCAACAAUACCACAUCUGUCACUGGUGAAAUUUGAAAAGGGUCUUUCGUCCUAAGACACCUCAGAGUAUGCAGGAAAAGAAAACUGCACUUUGCGAUGCAAGCUGCGAUUCGAUCGACCAACCCCAUUCAAUGCGAAAAUAGUUUUAAGAGGAGCAAUAACAUUCAUUUUCUGACUGUUUUGCCCAUGAGUAGAGAAGAGCAGAGCAUAAUAUUGAUGUCCCCAUUAUGUUGCCCCUGAAAUCUAUAUUUUUGUAAUGAUCACUAAAGCACUGAACUAUCAUAAAGGACACAACAACACAGGAACAUGAUAACAGCAGCACUUUAAAAUCAAGCUUGACUCAGAAACGCAGGCAAGAUGGCCGCCCAUACCGCUGCUGCUUGGAAAAUAUACGUAAUUAUGUCUAGAACAUUCAGGAUUUGUAAAAUCUGCUAACAUGUGCAUUGCAAGACCUAACGGUUAGUGUUAUUAUAUUCAAAUGAUGGAAAAAGUGAACUGUAUAAAAUGUAUACAUACUGUAGGUCAAUAUCCUUCUGUCAGACAUUAUGGCUGUCUAUUUUCUUAUGGUUGUGCACUGUAUGUAUGUGUGUGUUUGUUCACAAAAGGUACAGUACAUGUGUUAAUGGACUAGUAUUACUUUAACAUAGCUAUACCAUGUUAUACAAGUGCACAUGACUAUGUUCUGUUUUUUUUAUACUUUGACUUUAAUAUUUCCUCUAUUUAUGUUGUAUUACAACCUCUACUACAUACUCAGAACUUUUUGUUACACUACAAACUCAUACAUUUAGUUAAACUACAUACUCAUACACUUGGUUACACUACAUACUCAUACAUUUGGUUACACUACAUACUCAUACAUUUGGUUACACUACAUACUCAUACAUUUGGUUACACUACAUACUCAUACAUUUGGUUACACUACAUACUCAUACAUUUGGUUAAACUAGACUCAUACGCUUGGUUACACAAGAUACUCAUACAUUUGGUUA